AUGCCCUGGGUCCAUAACCUCGCCCACCCGGAUCCCCACAGCCACGUUGCCCGGGUCAUCGCGAUCUGCUUGACCUUCAGCAUCAGUGCUCUGCUGGCCGUGCUGCUACGGCUUCACAUCCGGUUGCACACCAAACGCGACCUCUGGCUCGAUGACUAUGCGGCGAUUUGCAGUGCGUUGUUGGGGUUAGGCUAUGCCGGGGUUGCGGUGGCUCAGACACGGUAUGGUCUUGGACUGGACGCAGCAUCUUUUCCGGAUGCCAAUGUGGUGAUGUUCAGUAAGAUCCAAUACGCUGGCGGUCCAUUAUACAUCCUUGCGCUCCUCUUCUUCAAAGUCUCGCUCUUGACCUCCUACCUGCGGAUUGGAGGCUUUGUGGCCGCAUACCGAUGGGUCAUCAUCGCCGUCACCGGCGCGGUGACAUGCAACCAGCUGGUUUUUACACUCCUCUUGACUCUGGCCUGUCAGCCGGUCGCAAAGCAAUGGGACUCGAGUAUUCCUGGAACAUGCAUUGACACGGUAGCUUCAUACUACGCUCCCCACAAUACAGGAACAAGCCUCGGCUUCGAUAUCGUGAUCAUCGCUCUCCCCCUCCCUGUCCUCUGGACCUUACAACUCCGCCAUACACAGAAGGUAGCCCUAAUCGGUAUCUUCGCCCUCGGCUUCUUCAUCACCAUCAUCCAAAUCAUCCGCAUCUUCACCAUCAAGAACCUCAAGACCUACACGGACAGCCAGCCGAUUGUCCUGUGGUCGGACGUGGAGAUCAGUCUGGGAGUAAUCAUCGCCUGCAUCCCAACCUACGGCCCCUACUUCCACGCCUUCGCCUCCACCCUCUCCUCCAGCUACCGGACCCGCCGCCGCAAGCGCACCGCGGGCGUCUCGGGCAGCCAGACGCUGAACAACCAUUCGCGCUCGUACGGGCUGAUGAGCGGGGUCCGCCGCACGCAGCGCAACCAGAGCCGCAUGCUGCCCUCCGAGACGGACGACCAGGCCGGGGAGUUCCUGGAGCUGGGCCAUCGCAACCACCACCCUCGGGACUAUCAGGAGAGGCCGUGGGAUAAUGCGGUGAUGGUGACGACUACCAUCGAGCACAGUAGCGGGGACAGUAGUUCGCUGGAGAGUAACGAGAGAAGAGGGAGCGGAGGGCGACAUGGUGACGGGCCCGCUGCUCCUCACGGGGCAGCACUGCAGAUCCAGAAGGUGAUGGAGGUGGAGGUGCGGGUGGAGUGA
Aspergillus aculeatinus CBS 121060 is the source of this 1227-nucleotide messenger RNA. RefSeq lists its product as uncharacterized. The transcript is spliced from 8 exons. Bases 1 to 1227 code for a protein of 408 amino acids. The record is from RefSeq and is a predicted model, not a curated record. Lineage: Eukaryota; Fungi; Ascomycota; Eurotiomycetes; Eurotiales; Aspergillaceae.